AUGUUCAAUGGCGAUUCAAUGAAUCCGAAAGAGCCGAACUUAUUCGAUAAAUUACCAGCAUGGCUCAAUAAACAUCCUUCAACAGAUGCUUGUAGUGUAGCUGAUAAAAUUAUUUCAACAAUCAAAGGACACUAUGAUUCUAUUCAAGUUGUUGGUUUCUGUUACGGUGGUAAAAUAGUGAUUCAUUUGAUUACACAUCCGGAAUUAUCGUCGUCCGUAAAAGCAGCUGUUGUAGCUCAUCCAUCGUUUCUAGUCAAAGAAGAAGCAAAACAAAUCAAACGACCGAUCCUAUUUCAAUGUGCUGAAAUCGAUGAAAGAUUUACACCCGAUAUACGUGAACAUUUUCAAAAAGAACUGACUCAAAGUGGUCUUGGAAAAUUUAUCGAUUAUCCUAGCACUUCUCAUGGAUUUGUUGUUCGACUUGAUGGCAGUCAACAAGUCGAAAAACAAAAAAACAAAGCUAUUGCAGAUGCCAUCGAAUAUCUGAAAAAGAAAUUCUAG
Messenger RNA from Rotaria sp. Silwood1, 501 nucleotides. The record is from the annotation of a GenBank genome assembly. Lineage: Eukaryota; Metazoa; Rotifera; Eurotatoria; Philodinida; Philodinidae.